AUGUUAAAUUUAUUACGAAAACGUUUAACAUUUAUAACAAGUGGAUCACGUCGUAUAUUUGGAAUAAUUGGAGAACCAAGUGUAUGUUUUGUAUGUGAUUGUAAAACAACGGAUCAUCGAAUAUUAAAUCAAGUUCAAUUGGCGUUAAUAACUUUGUUUAAAGAACAAGUUACAAAAAUUAAACGAUUUAAUAUUAUUUGGGUUUCAAAUGAUAAUGAACAAUUUCAACAACUACCGAUUGAUGUUACAACAACAACAGUUGAUCAAGCUAUUGAUUGGAUAUCUAAUCGAAAAUGUACUCGAAGUAAAAUAUCAAUAAGUGCAACAUGUGAAGCUAUGCUUAAAGCAUUUAGUAAUGCUGUUCAUAGUAUUUAUUUCAUAAGUGAAGGUAAUUCAUCUGAUUUAGCACGUGAAAUGUUACGAGAUAAUAUUGUUAAAACACGUCUUUCAUCAAAUGCGCCUAUACCUAUACAUGUUGUUUCAUUAUUUUGUCAUAAUAACGAUACAGAAACAUUUCUUCAAUCUAUUGCUCAAACUGCUGAUGGCAGUUAUAUGUCAUAUAAAAUUAACAAUGAAAUAAUUGAUUUAAAAGUGCCAUCAAAUUUAAAUGAUCCAACACGAAUUAAAUUACAAGAUAAUAAAUUACAAUUUGGUAUAAAUGCAUUAAUACCUAAAACUGAACACCCAAAUGAUACGUCAUUAAUGUAUAAAGAAAUACUUCAAUGUCAAAAUAUAAUUGAUCGCUUAGAAAAAAUUCUUGGAUUUGUACGAGAUGAAAACGUGAAUCCAAUACAAAAAAUUGACACAACAAAAUCAUUAGAUUCACUUACUUUGUCUAACAAAAUAAAUAAAAAUGAAAAUAAUUUACAACGAAGUCUUGUUAUACAAUCAUCAGCAUUAUUUAAUAAUGAUGAAAAAGAUAUGGCAUCAAUAGAUUGGUUAAAAAUUUAUGGAAUAGAUGCACAAAAGUUAGAUUUCUUUUCUGUUCUUCAAUCAGCUGCUUUACGACAUUGCGAUGGAGUUGUUACUUUAUUAAAAUCACCAGAUGGUGUUAAUAGAAAAAAUGAUUAUACUCCAGCUAUCUCCAAAGACAAAUUAAUCAAUGCAAAAUAUUGUGAUCAAUUUGCUCAUGUUACUUGGCCAGAUGGAACAAUUCGACAUGUAUAUGUUACAUCAGAAUUUCAUCGCGAUUAUGAAAGACGAAUGAGAGCUUUACUUGAAAAAACUAAAGCACGAUUACAAUGGUUAAAAAAAGGAAGUCGUGAUGUUUUCGGUACAAUAAUAGAAAACAAUAUAUAUGUUCUAAUUGAUACAUCAAAAAGCAUGCAAAAUCAUUUGACUUUUCUCAAAGAAAAACUUCGUUUAUUAGUCCAAGAUCAACUAUUUGGUAAAGAACGUAUUAAUAUGGUAUCAUUUAAUACAACAAUUUAUCCUUGGCGUGAUCGUUUAACAAAAGUAAAUGAUUCAAUAACACAUUCUCAACUUCAACCAUGGAUUGAUGGACUACAUGCUGAAGGAUCAACAAAUACAUUAGCUGCAAUUCGUUAUGCACUUGCUGAUUCUGGUACUGAAGCUAUUUAUUUAUUAACUGAUGGACGACCUGAUCAAAAUGAACGACAUAUUCUUUCACAAGUUGAAUAUCGUCAAGCACUUCCAAUUCAUACAAUAGCUUUUAAUUGUAACGAUCAAACAGCAAAUCAAUUUUUAUUUGAUUUAGCUAAACAAACAGGUGGACGUUUUCAUGCAUUUAAUUAUGGUUUUGAAAAUGAAUCAUCAAUUGAAAUACCUGAAAGUGAAGAUAUUAGUUAUCUUAAACAAGAAUUAGCUCAUGGUGAAAAAGAUUUACAACGUGUAGCUGAUUUACGUGAUGAAUGUAUGAGUCGUACAUGGUCACGUGAUAAUGCGCAAACAACAUAUCAAAGUUUACAAGUGAAUGAACUUUCAGUUUCACUACCAUUUCGAAAUUAUCAAACAGUUGAUAUGACAUUUCAAUCGGGUAGUCCAACACGAUUAUUCGAACAAACAAAUGCAAAUAAUUUAAAUUAUAGCCAAUGGCUUUUACCAGAAACAGAAGAAUAUUUAAGAAACAGUGAUAAAAAAAGACAAAAUACAUCAUUUGUAGAAAAUGAAGAAGAACAACAACAAGUUGUCUUAAUACAAUCAACAAAAAAACUUUCAGCACCACUUGACGAAGUAAAAUCAUAUUUAAAAAGAAAUAGUUUAGUUUCAAAACAUUUAACUAUAUUUGAUGUACUUCAUCCAAUGUCAGUAACAGUAAAACAGCCACAUCAUGUUCAAGUUAUUGAUCGUUAUGUACUUGCUAAAGUUUGGGAUGAUAUUUUACCAUUAACAUAUGCAUCAUAUGUUAAUAAAUUCCGAUUAGUUAAUCAUUAUGCUGUUAAUUUAGAACAAUACGAAAGCAACCUUAGAGACUUAAUUAGUGAUUAUUAUCAAUUUACUUCGACAUUUAUUUGGAAAUGUUUAGAUGAUGAAAAUAAACAAAGACUUGGUCCACAUAUUUAUUGGGUUAGUUUAUCAAAAGAAGAUCAAUAUAAAAAUGCUCAAGAAAUAACUAAAGAAGAACAUAAAAAUGAGGGCGCAUUGGAAUUAUUUGCAUGGCGAAAAUUAACUAAGAAAGAACAAAAUAAUCUAUUAGAAAAGCCUGCUACUUAUAAUGAAAAAACUCAAGAUCUACUAAAAAAUGCUUUACAGGAGGCUGCAGCUGAAUCAGCUUUACAAGGAGUCAUGCGUAUGGAUGUUGAAAUAAAACGUGCUAUAAAAUUUUUACAAAUUUCAACUGAUUUACGUCAAUAUCAAAAACGAACUGAUACUGAACCAAAACAAAAAGUUGAACAAAAACAAAUUGUAAAACGAAAAUCAUCAAUGAAUCGAAGUAUCGGUCAACGAGUUAUGUGUCGUUAUGAUGGCGAUGGUUAUUUCUAUACGGGCACAAUACAAAAAAAUCAAGAUGGUAGAACAAUUGUUCUAUUUGAUAUGGAUAUUGAACAAGAAACAAGUGGACAUACUCUCUUACCCAUAAACAAUUCAAAUAGUCAACUUAGUUUAUUUGUACAUGAUUAUGUACUUGUUCGUCAAAUCAAAGAAACGGAAGAAUAUUGGGCACCAGGUUUAGUUUUGUGCCUUCCAUCACUAUAUGUUUUACCAUCUAAUUUAUAUAUGAUACAAAUAUAUGAUCCAAGUUCAAAACAAGUAGGAAUUCAGAGAUGA
Messenger RNA from Rotaria sp. Silwood2, 3228 nucleotides. Lineage: Eukaryota; Metazoa; Rotifera; Eurotatoria; Philodinida; Philodinidae. The record is from the annotation of a GenBank genome assembly.